Molecule: messenger RNA, 1563 nt
Organism: Tetrahymena thermophila SB210
Lineage: Eukaryota; Ciliophora; Oligohymenophorea; Hymenostomatida; Tetrahymenidae
Product: EF hand protein
Exons: 6
Source: RefSeq, a predicted model, not a curated record
AUGGAUUAAGAAAAUUUGUAAGCUUAGAAUGAGCUUAUCGAUUUAGAAGCUUGCUUACCUAAAAUGAUAGAAUAAUUUUCUAUUAGUAUUGAUAAAGAAUAUGUUAUUAGUAAUUUUUAGAUGAGAGUUUAAGAUGAUGGUAUUACAAUAUGUGAUUAAAAAGGAUUAAUUUAUGAAUUGAAUACAGGUUAAUAAGAUUUUUUUGAGCAUUGUAAAGAUAAGUUAGUGACUAUUUCGUAAGGUAUUGUAAAACCAGAGUUUGAAACUAAUACUUAAAAAUUGAUAUUCACGAUGUUUGCAUAAGAUAUCUAAUUGAGUCCAAAUUAAGAAGAUUUGAUUGGAGAAUCUAGCUAUUAAAGCAAUGAACCAGUUAAUGCAAGAUUUAAAAUCUUUGAUAUGGAAAAUAACAAAAAAAAAUAAGAAAUUUAUGAAAAAUCUUUUAUCAUCAAAAAACAAUUAGUUAAAAAACACUCAUAAAAUUUGAUUAUGCAGCAAGGAAAUGACAUAUGGAUUUCCCUUACUUAAUCAUAUAAGAUAUAAUAAUUCCAAGUUUAAGAAGAAUAAGCUAGACAAUAAUAAAAGCUACUAUAAGAACAGCACAAAAAGCAAGCUUAAAAGAAAGAGCAGGUCCCUCUCGAAAAAGAAGACAUUGAAGAUGAAAAGAAAUAGUCAUUUAAAACUCCUUCUAAAAAAGGAAAAACUCCUUUGAAGUCUUUAAAUAAAUAAGAUGAAGAGGCAGUAGCACCUUAAUCAAAUAAAAAGAGCUAAAAACGUAUAAAAUAUUAAGAAGAUGUAGAGGUUAAUUAGUAAAUUUCUGAUAAUAAGCCAAUUUAAAUGGAAAUUGAGCAAGCAGAAUCUGGUGAUAAUAAAGAAGAACUAGCAGCAGAAGGAGCUGUUUCUGUUGCUAAGGAGAAAAAAACAGAAAUUAAAUAACAUUUAAUUUAAAAUCAAAGAAAAAAUUUACAAGAAAUAUAUGAAAAAGAAAAAUAAGCUAAAAAGUAAGUUAACAAAAAAAGAAUUGUGUAAAUGGAAGAUAUUGAAUAUGAGGAAGAAGAUAUAGAUGAUGAGUCAGAUGAAGAAAAUGAAUAAAAUAACUAAGAUGAUGAAGAAAUAGAAGAAGAGGAAUAAGAAGCUUUUGUAAACAAGCAACCUGUGAAAUAAAAAGAUUCAGAACUUAAAUAAACUGAUAUAAGAAUUGAUGAAAAAAAUACUAUAGAAGAGAAGUAAAAUAAAAAGUCAAUUUUGAAAGUUGCUAAUGCAGAAAAAUAAAGUGAAAUAAUAAAAUCCUUAAAGAAAAAAUCAAUUUAGAAGGCAAAAGAAGCAGAAGAAAUUGAAAUUAGUGAAUAAAUGAAAGCUUAAUUACAAAAAUAAUAGGAAUAUAAAUAAAAGCUAGAUAAAUUGUAAAAGUUUGUCUUGAAAAGAGAGUUUUUAUAUUAUGUAUAAGACUUUUAGAAGAAACCUUAGGUAAGAAAUGCAGUACUGCCUAGAGAUCCAAAUGAUAAGGAAAAAAUGAAGUAGUAUUCUUUAAAAGUUGUAAAACAUUUGGAAUCACAAUAUAAAUGA